AGGAACCUAGACUGCUUUGGCGCGGAAUCAACAUGGAGAACCAGCGGAGCGCUGUCGGCUGGCGAAUCCACCCUCCUCCGCCUCCCCAUCUCCCCCCUCCACCCCCUCCAUCCACGCAAGGGCAUGACGACCAGAAAUUUGGGGAAAGUCAAGAAAUCUCCCUAGAAGGUACCGCUAAGAAUUCUGGUAGAGCCAAGUGGAAUCAUCAGAUGAAGGCAUAUCUCAUUGAACUCUUAAGAGAUCAUGAUGUUCCCAAAUACCGGACACAAAAUGCAUGGAGUAAAGAGGCCUGGACAAGUAUUGUUGGUAAAUUCAAUCAAAGAUUUGAUUUAUCCUUCACGGUAGUUCAAGUGAAGCAAAAGGAGCAGGAUCUAAAGAGAGAUUUCAAAGCUGUAAAAGACUUAAUAUCUGAAAGUGGUUUUGGCUGGGAUCGUGACAGAAAGAUGGUGGUGGCUCCAGAUAAUGUUUGGGCUGCACUAGAGGCACGUAAAAACAAGGACGCCCUCACGUGGCGAGGAAGGUCAUUUCCAUACUAUGAAGAUCUUUUUGCUCUAUAUGAUGGACGCUAUGCUCAAGGAAGGAGUUGUCGUGGCAUGGAUUAUUAUGCGAACAGAGCAACACAACUCUCACAGUUUCCAACAUCACAUUCACCACAAUUGCAAGGGCUGGAGGCGCAUUUGCACACACCGACUCCAACCAUACAUGCUCCUGGUGAUUCAUCCAUGCAAUUUGACAUUGAAGAGGAUAGUGAAAACACAAAUUGGUUUUCUAGCAAUAAUACAUUCAAUCAAGUGGAGGCAAACUCGGCUCAAGGAAAUGACUUGACAGUACAUGCUCCACAAGUUGAAGCAAUACCAAUUUCCUCACAACAUGUUGGACAAACCUUGCAUGAAAUUCCACAAGUUGUACAUCACAAUCGUUGACCAUCUAGCUCAGCUCAUGAGGUUACUAGCAGGAAGAGAGCGAAAAAGCAAAAGACGACCAGUAUUGAUGAUUUUCAUGAGAGAUACCUGAAACUCAGAAGGGAAGAAAUAGAUAGGUAUGUAGCCAUUGAGGAGAGGAAAUUAAAGGACCCCUUCAGCAUCAAGAAAUGCAUCAAAGCACUUGAAAGGUUGGAGGGUCUUUCGAUGGCCGAUAUGCUAAAAGCAGCGCACAUCUUCACCGCCAACAAGGAGAACAGGGAAGUAUUUCUAUCAUUUUCAAGUAACGAAUUACGGUGAGGUUGGUUGACUGGAAAAAUUCGGAAUACCUAAUCAAAUGGAACUAGUAUUUCGUACUAGGGGAGGGCUAGCUUAAAACUGAGAUAUAUUUUGUGCAUGUGCAUUUAUGGACACAUGGAUAUGAUCCUUGGCGUAGGUAACUUGUAAUAGGAUGUGAUAUAUUUUGUACAUGUGCAUCUCUGGACACAUGGUUAUGAUGCACUUGUCAUAUUUAACUUGUAGUAGGUUGUGCAUGUGCAUUACUGGGCACAUGAUUAUGGAAGUGUCAAACUCAUUCAAAUUUUAAUGCAAUGUUAAAUGGCUCCUAAA
Messenger RNA from Aegilops tauschii subsp. strangulata, 1529 nucleotides. RefSeq lists its product as uncharacterized. Lineage: Eukaryota; Viridiplantae; Streptophyta; Magnoliopsida; Poales; Poaceae. The record is from RefSeq and is a predicted model, not a curated record.